Schizophyllum commune H4-8 is the source of this 2158-nucleotide messenger RNA. Its product is annotated as polyadenylate binding protein. Gene Ontology annotation, cellular component: ribonucleoprotein complex. Gene Ontology annotation, molecular function: RNA binding. The record is from RefSeq and is a predicted model, not a curated record. The transcript has 9 exons. Bases 147 to 2021 code for a protein of 624 amino acids. Lineage: Eukaryota; Fungi; Basidiomycota; Agaricomycetes; Agaricales; Schizophyllaceae.
GCGGGCAUCUCUUUUCUUAAGCCACCAUCUAAAAAAUCAAAGACUUCACAAGUUUCAUUGGCCUCGGUUUUCUUCUUCUUUCUUGAUUCUCUAAAUUCAAUUGCAGUAACGACGGAACAUCUGUACUACACAUAGAAAAAGGCAAAAUGUCCACCCCCGUUGUCGAAAACGUCCCCCAGCCCGUUCCCGAGCAGGUCGCCGCCGCGGCCCCACCUCCCCUCGGCUACGCCGCCAGUGCCCCCACUCAUGGCGCCAACACCGCCACCUCAGCUAGCUUGUACGUCGGAGAGCUCGACCCGACCGUCACCGAGUCCAUGCUCUUCGAAAUUUUCAACAUGAUCGGGCCUGUGGCGAGCAUCCGCGUGUGUCGCGAUGCGGUGACGCGCCGCUCCCUCGGCUACGCGUACGUCAACUAUUUGAACGCCGCCGACGGUGAGCGCGCUCUGGAGCAGCUGAACUACUCCAGCAUCAAGAACCGCCCUUGCCGCAUCAUGUGGUCCCAGCGCGACCCGGCCCUGCGCAAGACUGGCCAGGGCAACAUUUUCAUCAAGAACCUUGACGAGCAGAUUGACAACAAGGCCCUGCACGACACGUUUGCGGCGUUCGGUAACGUCCUCUCGUGCAAGGUCGCUACCGACGAGCACGGCAACUCCAAGGGCUACGGCUUCGUCCACUACGAGACGGCCGAGGCGGCCGAGAACGCCAUCAAGUCCGUCAAUGGCAUGUUGCUCAACGACAAGAAGGUGUACGUCGGCCCGCACAUCUCGCGCAAGGAGCGCCAGUCGAAGAUCGACGAGAUGCGCGCGCACUUCACGAACCUCUACGUGAAGAACAUAGACCCCGAGGUCACUGACGAGGAAUUUGAGAACCUCUUCAAGCAGUACGGCCAGGUUCAGUCGUCGCUGCUCAAGCGCGAUGACCAGGGUCGCAACCUCGGCUUCGGCUUCGUUAACUUCGAAACUCACGAGGAGGCGCAGAAGGCCGUCGACGCCCUGCACGAGUCCGACUUCCAUGGGCGCAAGCUCUACGUCGCUCGCGCGCAGAAGAAGGCAGAGCGCGAAGCCGAGCUCCGCAAGCAGUACGACCAGGCGCGUCAGGAGCGCAUGAACAAAUACCAGGGCGUCAACCUGUACAUCAAGAACCUCGAGGACGACGUCGACGACGAGAAGCUGCGCGCCGAGUUCGAGCCCUUCGGCACGAUCACCUCUUGCCGCGUCAUGCGCGACGAGCGCGGCAAGUCCAAGGGCUUCGGCUUCGUCUGCUACAGUGCCCCCGAUGAGGCGACCAAGGCCGUCGCGGAGAUGAACAACAAGAUGAUCGGCUCGAAGCCGCUGUACGUGUCGCUCGCGCAGCGCAAGGAGAUCCGCCGGCAGCAGCUCGAGAGCCAGAUCGCGCAGCGUCAGCAGCUGCGCAUGCAGCAGGUCGCCGUGCAGGGCGGCUACAUGGGCGGCCCCAUGUACUACCCGCCCCCUGGCCCCUACGGCGCGCCACAGGGUCGCGGCAUGAUGGGCUACGGCCAGCCCGCGAUGAUGCCGCCCCGUCCGCGCUACCCGCCGCAAACGGGUGGCAUGCCCAUCCCUGCGCCAUACGGUCAGGCGCCGCCCCCUCCUCAGGGCUACCCUGUGCCGCCUGCAGGCCGCGGUGCGCCUCGCGCCAACGGUGCCCCUGCGCCUACGUCGCCUGUUGCGGGUCGUGCUCAUACGCGUCCCCAGGGUAAGGGUCCGGGAAGUCCCAAGCGUGCGGCUGCCCCCGCCCAGGCGAUGCCCGCGCCUCAGCCCACGGAGCCCGGUCAGAUCAACAUGGCCGCCUUCAACUCCGUCUCUCCCAUGGAGCAGAAGCAGAUGCUCGGCGAGGUCAUCUACAUCAAGAUUGCGCCUCAACAGCCUGAGCUCGCCGGUAAGAUCACCGGUAUGCUCCUGGAGAUGGACAACCAGGAGCUGCUCACGCUCCUCGAUUCGCCCGAGGCGUUGACAGGCAAGGUCAACGAGGCCCUCAGCGUCCUCCAGGACUUCACGAAGUAAACGUUGUAAUCGUAUGUAUUCAGGGUUCGUGUUCGGCGGGGACAUUGGUUGGCUGGGUAAUUGGUGCGCCCGAGGCCCCCAUCGCGCGCACCACGGGGACAUCGACUCCACUGGGAUACACGGCUGUCUGUCCCAUC